Piliocolobus tephrosceles (Ugandan red Colobus) is the source of this 3035-nucleotide messenger RNA. RefSeq names its product zinc finger protein 2 (gene ZNF2). Gene Ontology annotation, biological process: regulation of transcription by RNA polymerase II. The record is from RefSeq and is a predicted model, not a curated record. Gene Ontology annotation, cellular component: nucleus. The coding region runs from base 799 to 2178 and encodes 459 amino acids. Gene Ontology annotation, molecular function: RNA polymerase II transcription regulatory region sequence-specific DNA binding; DNA-binding transcription factor activity, RNA polymerase II-specific. Lineage: Eukaryota; Metazoa; Chordata; Mammalia; Primates; Cercopithecidae. The transcript has 5 exons.
GUGUGUGCCUUCAAGGAGCGGAGUGAGCGCAGCAGCUUCGAGAAGGGACUUGAGAACUUUGGGGAGGUGCUGUGGGAACAAAACGGGGUGACAAGAGCGAGGCCAGCAGAGCGUGUGUCGCAACGACUCCGUGCGGACGGAAAGUUGCGCACCCACCCCCGUGUGUGCGUGUGUCCCGUGGGGUCUGGGCACCCAUUGUAUGUCGGUCCCGGACUUUCAGGUUGGAGGUUUGGAGUCUUCUUCCGCCUCUCCCGUCUCUCCCGUUUCUUCUUCCCAUAAUGGGUGCUUAAUGAACGUGGGUGGAAUUGACACCAAAUUUAGGGUGCUGCCCGCUCCCUCUUUCCCAGCGAGCGCCUCAGAUGGCCUCAUUUAGCUCCCUGUCCUGGGCCUCCGCACCAGUGCUGGAGGGCUUCGUGGAGGAGAUGGGAUUUGACGUGAAAAAAAAAAAAGAAGAAACCACGAAAGCAGCAGCUAAGCCUUAGGCAGAUUUGAGCUGGAGAGAAUUUUUUACAGAAAUUUAGGAACAGUGGUAGACAGGUUGAAGAAAAGGUACGCUGGGAGCCAGGGCCCGGGACUCAGAAUCGGGACAAGACCCAGUAGGCAAGGCUGUUUGUGUGGGUGUGAUCCGGGGACUGACACGAAUCGAACUAUUUGGGGACAGUUGUUCUAGAGGUCACAUUCCGGACUAGAGAGGGGAAAGGACCAGAAGCAGAGAGCCAGUUAGGAAUGUAUGGCAGUUCUGAAGUAAGCUGUUGUGGACCUGAAUUCAGGUGCUGGUAGUGAAAGGGAAGGAUACAGAUGACAUUGCAAAAGAAGAGUCAAAAGGGCCUGGUGACUACAUUUGGGAGGAAAGAGAGUGAGGACUCUGCCCUUGUCUCCAAGGAGAGCACACAGGAAAGAAUGGCUGCUGUGUCUCCGACCACCAGAUGCCAGGAAUCACUGACAUUCGAAGACGUGGCUGUGGUUUUCACAGAUGAAGAGUGGAGUCAUCUGGUCCCCAUGCAGAGGGACCUCUACAAGGAAGUGAUGCUGGAGAACUAUAACAGCAUCGUGUCAUUGGGCCUUCCAGUUCCUCAACCUGAUGUGAUUUUCCAAUUGAAGAGAGGGGACAAGCCAUGGGUAGUAGAUCUGCAUGGGUCUGAGGAGGGAGAACGGCCAGAGAGUGUCUCUCCAGACUGGGAAACCAAGCCUGAGAUUCAUGAUGCUUCAGACGAAAAAUCAGAAGGAUCAGUGAGGGAAUGCCUUGGAAGGCAAAGUCCUCUGUGUCCUAAAUUUGAAGUUUAUGCACCCGAUGGCAGGGUGGGAACAGAAAAGCAAAGCCUUUCAGGGGAGACUCAUAAGAAAUCUCUCUCCCGGGAGAAAGGCAUGCGGCGAGGGUCAGCCCUGCCCAGGGAAGUUCUCACUAAAGAGAGACACCAGGAAUGCCGUGACUGUGGGAAGACCUUUUUUGACCACUCAUCGCUCACCCGCCACCGGAGGACUCACACUGGGGAGAAGCCCUACGGCUGCCGUGAGUGUGGGAAAGCCUUCAGCCACAGGAGCAGCCUCAGCAGACACCUGAUGUCGCACACUGGGGAGAGCCCUUACGAGUGCGGCGUGUGUGCAAAAGCCUUCUUCGACCGCGCGUCCCUCACCGUCCACCAGCGAAUUCAUACCGGGGAGAAGCCCUUUCAGUGCAGCCAGUGUGGGAAGGCCUUUUUCGACCGCUCGUCCCUCACUCGACACCAGAGAAUUCACACUGGAGAAAGUCCUUAUGAGUGUCAUGAGUGUGGGAAAGCCUUCAGCCAGAAAAGCAUUCUUACUCGCCAUCAGCUAAUCCACACCGGCAGGAAGCCGUACGAGUGUAACGAGUGCGGGAAAGCGUUCUAUGGGGUCUCGUCACUGAACAGACAUCAGAAGGCUCACGCCGGGGACCCGCGUUAUCAGUGUAACGAGUGUGGCAAAGCUUUCUUUGACCGCUCGUCCCUUACGCAGCAUCAGAAGAUCCACACUGGAGACAAGCCAUAUGAAUGCAGCGAGUGCGGGAAAGCCUUCAGCCAGCGGUGCCGGCUCACGCGGCAUCAGCGCGUCCACACGGGAGAGAAGCCCUUUGAAUGCAGCGUGUGUGGGAAAGUGUUCAGUUCAAAAUCUUCCGUUAUUCAGCAUCAGCGGCGUUACGCCAAGCAGGGAAUAGACUGAGUUGGGCGAAAGCUUGGGCGAGACAAGAACUUCCACACAAAUUCGAGAUAGGUCUCCCCUAUCUUAAACAAAGCUGCCGUUUGCUCAUUCUACCCACCCUGGCUGCCGCUGUCCUGGCCUGCUUGUGCGCCAGAGUGUUCAAUAGGCACUCCCUUCCUGCUGUGUUACAGAACUGUAGGGAGGCCGUGGAAAUGACUAAAGAUACAAAAGUUUGAAGAGGUUUGUCAGACAACAGGAUAGAUGUUAGGAGGAGACACACCUCUUGUCUGAGAACCCAGGCCCCAGGUAUCACUGCACUUUAAGUAACUGGCGGCUGCAGCAGGAGGGAAAGGCAGAAUGAUACCAGAGCAGUACUAUUUUUUUUCAGAACAGUUGUUUUGAUGGCUGUUUUAGUCCCCUUGUCUUGGAGCUUUUGGGGCCCUAAUCUUGUUCUCUUGUGUCCCAGCUUUUAGAUCUCUUAGUUCUACUGCUAGCAGCUGGCACUUACUGAGCGCUUACCAUGAGGUAAAGACUCAGCUAAGGGUUUUACAGGAAGUAGAUUAAUUGAUCCUGUCGCCAACCCUAUGAAGUAGGCACUGUUACCAUCUGCAUCUCCAGAUGAGCACCCUGAGGGUUAGAGAUUAAAUCACUUGCCCAAGGUGACCCAGCUGGUAAAAGGUGAUGCCAGGUCUUGAAGACAGGCCCACCUUCAAAGUCUAUUCUCUUUACCUUUAUGCUCGACCGUUUGUUUUAUAAUUUAUGUAUAUGUAUUAUCCUCUCAACUAGAUUGUAAGCACUUGGAGGUGUGACUUAACAGGUCUUUGUAUCUCACACAGUGCCUUGCUAAUGGGUGCUCAAUAAAUAUUUAUAUGAGUGAA